Porites lobata is the source of this 3825-nucleotide messenger RNA. Lineage: Eukaryota; Metazoa; Cnidaria; Anthozoa; Scleractinia; Poritidae. The record is from the annotation of a GenBank genome assembly.
CAGGGAUUUUCAACAACUCAAGGCAAUGACUCCUUGUGUUGCAAUUAAUUAUCGCGGGAUAUUCAUCAUGACUUCGAUACUGGUAAGGUUUUUUUCUCACAUCUGUGUCAACACCUCCAUUAAUAUAGCAUAUGACUGAUAAACAGAUUGAACUACGGUCAACUGUCGCAUUGCCAACACUUCGCCAUCGCAGACAUCCCGAUAAAACAUGUACAUUCAGACGUUUGUCACGGUCAGAAACCGAACUCCCGUUAUUACGGUCUAUCUCUACUAAGGACACUUUCAAAUUUGCUAUCUCCUACAAAUCUACAAGAGUGAUUUUGGUGAAAGGGAAGCCUUCUAAAAUACCACACCUCAAAACUGUCGAAACUAGGAAUAUUAUGUAAGAUGAACUUUUUUUGCUUUGUAAGCAUUAACUCCCUGACUUUGCAGAAUGAUGCAAUUUUACAUUACCAUAUUAGAUUACAUAACAAAACGAGAGCCUGUUUGGUGCUGUAAUUGCAGUUUGUUAUAAUUUUACAGACCUGCCAUCUCUUGUGAUUCUGCCUUUAGUCUCACAAUUUUUUAUUUUACCUCAAGGUCUCAAAUCUCACUGUUUUUAGUGAAAAGUCAGUUCAAAAUGAAAGGUUACAUUGUAGAAUAAGAAUGGAAACUUGAUGGAUAAUAUUAGUGCCAUAAACUUAAAUGAUAAGCAAAUAAGAAUAAACACUUUACUUACCGAACUGUGGGAUUUGCCCUUCUGUUUCCCGUUUAAAGGCUUCUACGUAGUUCUAGUACAGAAAUUGACGAGUGGAAGAAGGGUUCAUUUAACCUGAUCGGGAAAAAAAAUAGAGUCUCACUAUUUUUGUAGAAUCUCCAGAUUUUUUCGUAAGUCUCCUGAUUUUCUUUUAUGACCAUCAUCGGUGGGCAGGUCUGCUUUUAUGAGUCCUCUGAACUACAAAAAGCUAUAUUUUAGUAACCAUGUAGGUGUAUUGAUGCAAAUAGAAUUUAUAGGCUUAUAUGAAAAGUGUCAUUCACUGUUAAGCUUAUUUCUUUUUUUCUUUUUCUUAUUUUUUCCUUUUAUUUAUUUAUUUAUUUUAUUUCACUUUUUCUUUUUCUUUUCCUAGCUUAGCUAAGGUGGCACCUUGAAAGUACAAUUUGAAUGUUCCAAUGACUAUUAGGCUAUGUCAGUCUACACUAUACCAGAUAGCUUAUCUUAAGUAAAUUGCUCCAUUACUUUAUUAAAGAAAUAUGUCUAACUUUUAUGCACAAAAACUGGAAGGAAAUGCCUCAAAAGAAAGAAGACUUGGGUAUAUUUGUUGAACUUACAGAGCACUUUAAGCAAAUAAAACAAGCUUUCACUUAGUAAAACUUGAGGCUUAACUCUUGUGCUAUUUGCAAAUGACUCGUCAGUAAAGGAGAAUCAAUAAAAAAAAAAUUAUACAACAACUAGAACCGACAUAUUUUCCACCACGUACCUGUAACUUACUUGUAAUGCCAAAUUUCAGUGAAGGUCUGCUCUUUUUUUUUGUUUUCUUUUCUUGUCCCACUGAUAUUGUACUCGACUUGUGAAGAUAAAGGCAAUGUUUCAAGCAUAUUUAAAUGUCUUAAGCAUGCUUACGGCGAAGGUGAACGCAUGAAAGAACCAACAUUUACUCUGAGUCUGUAUGGCCUGCCAAAACCAUAUUAGUUAGAAAUAAUGUAAAUGAUUCAUACAUGACCGUAUUAGAAAGAUCCCAUAUUUUGUUUCAAUAGUACUGCAAGUCAGCAGUAAUUCAACACCCUCAUGUACACAGCAUUUCCCUAAACAUAAAGAUGGCCGAUGGUUUUGCUUCCAGUUCUUGUUCUACAGUUGACUCCCGAUAACUUGAACCCUCGCUAACUCGAACCGAAGUCGAUUUCCCCUGGAUUUCCUUUAUACAUUUACUGUAAUUUUACCCUCAGUAACUCGAACCCUUGAUAACUCGAACCUGCCGCUAACCUGUGUUUCCCCUUCAGAUCGUUUCCAUAUAAUUUUACCCUUGAUAACUUGAACCAUGUUAUAAGCGCGUGACAAGUCAGGAAAAAAACCAUGUACUGAAGUCCAAGACAUUGAAUUUAUUUCAAAGCAACUGCGUCAAUUCUUUGUCUUUACUUUUUUGUCACUCCAGUUCAAAUUCAGUGUCCAUUCCUGUAUACUUUGUUGUAUAGUUGCAUUCCCUCCCCACCCAUUUGCCUAUUUUUCUUAUUUCCGGUUAUUUGCUUCAAACUCGAUCUGAUAACUUAAACAUUUUUCGAUUUCCCUAGAAGGUUCAAGUUAUCAGGAGUCAACUGUAUUUUUUUAGAUCCUCGUAAAUAGGAGGUUACACUUUGCAGGCCUCCAUUACAUCCACAGGGCUCGAAAUUAAAAAAAUCCCCAAGUCGCCUUUUGGCGACCAACUGGAGAAAUAUAGUCACCAGAUGCAAAUUUUUAGUCGCCAGUUUGUAUAAUGUAAAUGACGCAGCUCAUAGUAUCAGCCUGGCUUCUGAUAUUUAGCGUGGAGUAGCGAAAUCCCGCAAAAGCCACUAAAUCAUGCCAAAUACCGCGAGAUUUGCUAGAAAUCUUAACAAAUACAUGUCGAUACAGCAUAUUUGAAACUUAUCUCAGUUAUUGGGGCUGUUCAAUUGCCGUAAACUUGCAAAUUUAUCUUGAAACUUUAUCACCACAACGAGCGAACAACGUCCCAAAACUACCACGCGUAUAUUAUGUUGGGAAAAACUGGGCACUAGUCAUGACAUUAAAAGCUUUGCCAUUAGCUCAUUUCUCGAGCACUUUAUUGUUAAAAUAGCGAAUGAUUAUCUCUGUUAAAAAACACAACACGCUCGUCAAAUCAGCGUAAAAUCGAUCGAUUUCUAGCGAGAUUUGGUCAGAAACUUUCCAAGAAAUUGGCCGUUUUUUACUGAUUGUUUUUCGGCAAAGUUAGCCCCAAUAAUUUCCGCAAAUUUGACUUUUUUUCCGUGACCUAUCAUAAGCCUGUAGUAUGUCGCGAUCCAUCAGAUCUGAUCGUUUCAAAAUAUCGCGGACAGAAGUUGGUAUAAAUUUAGAGGUAAACUGGCUUUGUUUGUGCGACUUGGCACAUUUUUAUGAUGAAAGCAAAGCAAGAUAAGAUGAAAUGUUUGUUUUAACUUUACUCUUUUAAUUUAAAUCUAACUCAUAGAAGAAAACCUGGUCACGGCCAAAGUGGCGACUAAACCAGAAUUUUUAGUCGCCAAGGAGAAAAUAUUAGUUGUAUUGGCGACCGUAUCAGUCGCAAUUUCGAGCCCUGAUCCAGUAUCUUUUACAGGCAAAUGCAAAAAUUUCACGAGCAAUCGUAAAGAAAUAGCCAGAAAGAAACUGUGCAAAUUUGCUUAUUUCGCAGAUACAAUUCAGGAGAUGAUCUUCUCAUGAUCACUAAGUCGAUCAAGGACUGAUGUGUGCUUUAUGCACCUAAAAACUUGCUAUGUACUUCACCACUCUAAAGUAAUGCUUGUAUGUUCUCAAUUAAAUGUACGCAGUGGCAAAAAUGCCGAAAAAUAGACAGAGGGCUGGUGAUUCAAAUUGGACGCCAAAAGUGGCUCCUUGGAUAGUGGCGAUUUUGGAAAAAUUGGUGAUUUUGGCAAAAAUGACGAACUAGGAUGGCAGAAAUGGCAAUUGUGUGCAUUUCUGGACAUAUCUCAUAUAAGUUAAUGCUAAUUAAAUUAAUGUUUUCAGUCAUUAUAAUUACACUUAUGAGCUUGUUGUUUUUUCUCAAUCAACCAUAGCUGUUAGUGGCCAAAUGCGAAGACCAACUUUGCUCAAAUUGUACAGAAGAGCACAUCACCAGAAAAGUACCUGGCAAGUGUGAUGUC